Molecule: messenger RNA, 3421 nt
Organism: Colletotrichum destructivum
Lineage: Eukaryota; Fungi; Ascomycota; Sordariomycetes; Glomerellales; Glomerellaceae
Exons: 2
Coding region: 343-1953 (536 amino acids)
Biological process (GO): negative regulation of transcription by RNA polymerase II
Cellular component (GO): Sin3-type complex
Molecular function (GO): histone deacetylase binding
Source: RefSeq, a predicted model, not a curated record
CCAGUCCACUUGCCCUCACUUCUCCGGUUCUUGGUCUCCCACACAAACAACUCGAUGAGAGCUGCCGUUGCGAAUGGGCAUCUGGACAUAGUUUCUCUUACCCGAGAGCAGUGAUUGAGUGGCCUGUUCUCCCUCAGACUCACUCUCGAACCUUUUUGGCUUCUUUCCCCUUCCACACUACUCGUCCCGGUCGAGCUCCGGUUUGCGACGGUUGACGAUUAUUCCUCCCAUCACCAAGCCGAUUUUCCACUCCCAAAUUACAACAAGACCCCCCUUCUCAACCAAACCCGAGAAGUGCGCAGUCGAGCCGACCGAUAAAAAAACCUUCUCUCCAUUGCCACAAUGGCAACCAACGAAGCAGCAGCCCCCAAUUUGGGUGGUGCCUCCGCCCAGCACAGGGCAGGGCGAGCAUCUCCGGCACCCCAAUCGAAGCGCGACCGCAAGCGCCAGGCCCUUGUCGACAAGAUUGCGAACUUGCAGGAGAAGUUCAGCCGAGACCGUGAUCUCGGAUACCGUGAUCAGCUGCAGAAGGUCCAAGUCGACACCAACCUCGUCCAGCGCAUCGACCCGUACGCCGACGACGUUCUGAAUGUCAUCGCCAGCCUGCGCCAAGAGCACGAGGAGUCCCAGGGACAAGAGGCGCUGUCCGACAGCAACCGGACUUUGCUGCAGAUGGCAGGUCCCAAAUUCGAGGACUUCGUUCAAGGCAUCGAGGAUCUCAUCGAGUACCGAGACUUUCAUUUGCUUCAACACAUGCACGAGCACGAGCGCCGCCUACACCAGUACAAGAACGAAUACCUCUACAAGGUCGAGACAGCAAAGCGCGAGCACCAGGCCCUCUCGGCUACCCUUCGGGACCGUCUCGUCAAUACUCUGCUCUCGAGAAAGUACCGCCUGAACAAGGAGAAGGAGGCGCUGGAGAUCUCCGAUUCGUCAGCGCUGCUGCUCCACCCCAACCAGUUCAGCAUUACGAACCCAGCCAGCCCUGGAGGCACCCACGGAAAGCGCGCGACAAGACUGCGCAAAGAUGCCGAGGAGCUCGCCGGCUACGCGGAUGGCAAGAAGCGCAAGAGGAAUCCGGGCGAAGACGACGGCUCUCCUGUCCCCUCCAGACGGGCUCUCGAUCCUAACAGCACGACACCUCUCUGGCAGAACGAGAAGCUCCGGGUUGCCGCAAAACAAAACGGUCCAGCCUACAGCAUUGAUAAGCUCUUUACUGACAAGGAGCUCUCUCUGGCAUACAACCAAGCAGCCGUCGCUUCCCACAAGUAUGUCCUCAGGCACAAGCCUUAUGCGAACGGAGGCUCUUCCCCCGGCAGCGAUUCCGGCCAGGGCGACGAGAAUGGCGACCAGGACAGCGAGGCUGUUCUGUCAGCCCCGACCAUGGAGCGCACGAGUUCCCACGCCACGAGAAGCACAAGGGCCGGCAUCAACCAGAAUCUGAUUGACGCCGUAGAGGGAGCCAAUGGGCUCGAGUUGCCCAAGUAUCUUGAGAUUAUGCAGCCGCAUGAGCCUGCCAAACUCCCGGCGGUCAACGUGACCAACUACUUCAAACCAGUCAGAGGAAACACGGAUGGCAACCUGCCGCAACCCCUGUCGCAUGAGGAGAUCAACUCCGAUAUCAUGGUUAUGGAUUUGUUCAAGAAGUACGAUGCGAACCACAAACCUGGCGAUUCGAUCGAUCAUCCCAACGGUAGCAGGAAGCUUCUUGAGGCUUCUAUCACCCCGUACACCAACACUCCCCACACGGGAUUCAAUCCUGGUCCCCGACCGGACCCGACGAGAUUUAGGGAGGAUCUGAUGCCGAUCGAGAGCAGCGUUCGAGACGAAGCACCGCCGCUGUCACUUGCCGCUGUCGCCGCCGUCCCCAUGAGCCGCACCAGCAGUGCUGCAGGAGGGACAGCAAUGAGUCGGCAGGGGAGCUCCCGUGGCAAGGGUCGCAAGAACCAGUGACGACAUACGAGAAGUAGAAUGGUGUUUCGGCGUUUAGGAAAACUGGGUGGGGGUUGGCCAGUGCAUGUGAAUGAUAUUCGGGGACAACAGCCCCCUCCAUUGCGGUCAAACUGCACCGCGCUGAGCAAGCUUGCGUUUCUUAUUUGUUUUUUCUUAGGACUUCUCAUGACUGAGGAUUGCAUUUCGUGGUCUAUACACCAACUCUAUGACACGCGCGCGCGCGCAUUCACACAAAAGGGCGGCAAAUGACAAUAGGGGCUUGCACUGAUGGAGAAAGAAGUUCUCAUCUGGAUUCAGAACCAAUCGCCUGCAUUGAUACCCCCCGAUGCUCAUAAACAAAAUAUUCAUAUUCUCAUUGACUCGUAAACUGGGACUCCCAUACUGAACGCUUAUCUCCCCCUCAAGGCCCAAAGACCAGUGCGCGAACUUCAAUGCUCUGGCGACCCUCAGCGUCAGCCCUAGUCCUUGGAUCUUCAAAGGCGGUAUGAGCCAAUCGCCCACCUGAGACCCCAGUACCGUCACGAAGACCCUCGCUGUCGAAGCACUCAAGCAACAGCCGCUCGUCGCCCGUCAUGCCGCUCAAGUAGUACCACUUCUGAUCCGGGCUGAACUUAAUACCCGCUGUCUGGCCGGUGUACCCUGUGGUAUACCGGUGCUCGAUGGGCACAAUGUCCUCGUCAGCCAGGGUCGAGGACGACGCGAAGCCGAGCGGGAAUGACUCGACGGGGUUCUUGUUAAGCGGGCGCCAGACGUUGAUGAUGCGGUAACGGCCCGCGAGCAGCUUGUCGGCCUCCUCUGGCAGGUGCCUCUUGAUGCGCUGGAUCACGGAAACCGGUGUCUGGUCGAUGUGGACGCGGGUGACGGGAUUCCGGAGGGCUUUUGGGUCGGCACGGCGGAUGGUGUGGUCGAAGAAGAUGACGCGGUUGCUACCUGGGACGUGUUCGAGGAGGAGCUUCUCGAGCUCCGGGUAGUAAUUCUGCUUGACGGAGUCGUCAUCGACGAAGUCCUUCUCGGACGAGGGCGGGAGGUUGCGGAUGACGGCAAAGGCGUCGCGGUCGAGGUUGAAGUCGGACUCGCGGCCGCGGAUGUCAUGGAGGAGGGUCUCUGUGGGACUGUCGCCGUAGUUCCUGCCGGGGGGGCCUUCCGGGUUGAUUGUGUUGUAGGGGGUAGAGUUGUCCGGUGGCGCGGCAUAGAAGUUCAGGGUUGCGCGGACGUCGCCGCGGGGGACUGUAUCAAUGGCCAUUAGGGAGGUCUGUGUGGUUGCGAAGCUACUUUUUAAAGUGAUGAAAUAUGAUGCCGGUGUUCAAGGUGAGUUUGGUAGAUGUCACGAUGAGAUAGAUAUUAGGGAGAGUUUCCUUGAAAUGAUAGAAAUUGGGACACCAAUGCGAAUUGUGAAAAUAGAUUUUUUGUUUCGAGAUGAGGCCUCGUCUUUUUAUAUACUCGUCGACGCUCGAGUCUUGUAUUUCAA